AUGCCUAAAAAAAAUAAAGUCUACGUGACUGUUUCGCCAACAAAACCAGAGGCAGAAGAACCCCCCAGGAUUUACAUGUCGGGGAACACUGGAUUUAAAGACCAGAACCUUAUAAUAUCCCUUGAAAAUCGCUACCUGGCCAUUUCGCCAACAAAGCCAGAGGCAGAAGAACCCCUCAGAAUUUACAGGCCGGGAAACGCCGGGAUUGAAAAGAAACACAAAAGUGCUUAUGCAUACCGACGAACCAAAGACUCAUUCCAUGAGCAUAAAAAUGAAACUAGACCGAAUAAAAUUGCAGAACUUGUUAAGAAGGCUGAACAUGAAUUAGCAGUUUUACAAAGACAGGGAUAUUUAAAUAGUCUUUAUGCUGUCGACAAAUUGGUAGUAGAACAGAUGAAAAAGAAUUCUUAA
Molecule: messenger RNA, 411 nt
Organism: Cetraspora pellucida
Lineage: Eukaryota; Fungi; Glomeromycota; Glomeromycetes; Diversisporales; Gigasporaceae
Source: the annotation of a GenBank genome assembly